GAGAGAGAGAGAGAGAGAGAGCACCGGAGGGCCAUGGCGACUGAGAUCCAGGGCUACUACGAGGACGGCACCACGGUUGUGUCGUUCGACGAGGACUACAUCGACACGACGCUCACGGACUCCGGCGACGUGGUGGACUGGUGGGUGGCCGAGACCUACCGCAUGCACCGCCGCGGCCACGUCGCCGGCCUCGACGUGGAGUGGCGCCCCGCCGGCCGCGCGCCGCCCGGCCCCGUCGCCGUGCUGCAGGUCUGCGUCGACCACCGCUGCCUCGUCUUCCAGAUCCUCCGCGCCGACUACGUCCCGGCCAAGCUGUCCGCCUUCCUCGCCGACCGCCGGUUCACCUUCGUCGGCGUCGGGAUCCGCGACGACGCUGCAAAGCUGCGGGCCGGGUACGGGCUGCGGGUCGCGAGCGCGGUGGACCUGAGACGCCUCGCCGCCGACGCGCUCGGGAGGCCCGACCUGCUCCGCGCGGGGCUGCAGGCGCUGGUGCUGGAGGUGAUGGGCGUGCAGAUGGAGAAGCCGCACCACGUGCGCGUGAGCGCCUGGGACGCGGCCGCGCUCUCUUACGACCAGCUCAUGUACGCCUGCGCCGACGCGUUCGCCUCGUUCGAGGUCGGCCGGAGGCUCUACGACGGCGACUACUAGGGACUCUAGGCUCAAGGGCUGUGCCGUGUCUGUGUGUGUCCGGUUUCGUAGCUUUGUUCGUGUUGCCAAGCGUCCCUCCUCUGUUCCGCUUCCGCGUCGUUAGGGCCUUUUAAUCUGCAACUCUUGGCAUGUAAUUGUUCUGCUUUUGUUAUCCUUAAAUCGCUCGCUCGUGUU
Messenger RNA from Panicum hallii, 822 nucleotides. Its product is annotated as Werner Syndrome-like exonuclease. Gene Ontology annotation, molecular function: nucleic acid binding; 3'-5' exonuclease activity. The transcript has 2 exons. Bases 34 to 648 code for a protein of 204 amino acids. Gene Ontology annotation, cellular component: cytoplasm; nucleus. Gene Ontology annotation, biological process: nucleobase-containing compound metabolic process. The record is from RefSeq and is a predicted model, not a curated record. Lineage: Eukaryota; Viridiplantae; Streptophyta; Magnoliopsida; Poales; Poaceae.